AUGUCAUUCCCAAUCGAACUAAUAGCCCAAACAUCACUGGAUGAGGACGUUUUCUCAUUCUCAUUAAAUAAUGAAAAUAAUUACAUGGACGAAAAUUGCUUUACAACCGCCAUGGCUUCACCUUUAGAUUUAAACACUCACAUCCACGAAAAUGAAAUGGAUGAAGAACAGGAACAAGAGGAAGAGGACGAUUACGAAGAUCUAUCGUUACUAAACUCACCCUUGUCUCUAAAUAACUCUCAUAUGAAAUUACAAAAUAAUAACAGCAACAACAGACUGUCUCAAAAAACAUUUGAGUCGCCCGCCUUACUACAUUCCUUCGAAGAUGAUGACAUUUUCCAAUUGGACGAUUCAGAAAUACAAUUCAACAUGGAUUCGAUGACCGCGUCAUCCGCCUCAUCGUGGGAUCAUCCUCGUGUUAAGGAAGCUAAGAAUAUAACGGAUAGAUUGACUGAAUCUUAUGCUAAUGCAGCUCAACAAAAUUAUAGAUUGUGGUUAUCUAGUUUUUAG
Naumovozyma castellii is the source of this 510-nucleotide messenger RNA. It is a transcript of the gene ICY1, whose product is annotated as Icy1p. The transcript has a single exon. The record is from RefSeq and is a predicted model, not a curated record. NCBI's taxonomy places the organism in Eukaryota, Fungi, Ascomycota, Saccharomycetes, Saccharomycetales, Saccharomycetaceae. The coding region runs from base 1 to 510 and encodes 169 amino acids.